GAGGAUUCUGACUUCACAAGGCCUGGUCUAAGUUCAGAGAUCAGGGUCAGCCAGUGAUGAUCUUUUGCAGUUUGUGGAGAUGGACACCUUUGGCAGUAAGUUACAGCAGAAGGCUCUGCAGCAACCUAAGCAGAAGAAAUCCAAGUCGGCUGAAUUUCUGAUGGGUGAAGAAGCGAGAGCUAAUGUGGUGGGCAUUGAAAACCCAGCCUUUGAUGGAGAAAGAAGCACCGAGCGUUCCAUUCCUCCGGUUUGGCUCGGGAGAGAAAUUCGAGGUGACAGGCCAGAUAGCACCCUUGCAGCUCACCAAAAAAAAAUGGAGCCGCGAGCCCCUGCCAAAGAAAGAGGAAAUGAACGUGCGCAAAAUUACUUUGACCCGUCAUCGACAAGGCAGACGGACUCGGGGCAUUGCAGGACGACUGGGGUCAGCGCUGAAGAUGAGCUGGAAUUAAAAACUUUCACUGCUGAUGAAAAGAAACUGUAUGAAAGAAUAACUGCGUUGCUGGACGACGAAGACACCUUCAUUGACUUACCUGGUACGCUGCUAGCCUCCAGGGAUGAGGAGGUGUUGGAGGUGAAGGCGGGUGAUCUGGUGCUUCAGCGGCGACUGCUGCUCCACAGUGGUGGUGAUGCCUCGGGCUCCAGGCCCUCCCAGGCCCAUACCAUUGCCAAAACCCAGGCUGAGGGUAGUACUGAGCUGGGAGGAGAGGCUGGACUCGAAGCAGGGAGGAUGGUAAUGGGCAGAGAGAGCACUGUAAAAAUGAGGACAGCUGAGGAGGUGAUCCCCCACUACACCCAGCAGCUGAAGGAGCGCGUGCGGCCUGACAUGAUCAUGCUUGGCAGCCUUUCACUGCAGCAGCAAGUGGCUCAGAAUGGACCCCCGAAGAGAAGCGAGUGGGCAAAGAGAAAGAAAAGACUAAUGGCUUUCUUCACUGGUGAUUUUAAGGAGCCCGGUUCACAAAGAGACAGCGAUGAGGCAGUGAGACCACAACCCAUGAUGAACACACUGCUUCAGUGCAGCGACAUCGAAAGCCCGUCACUCAGAGCGCUGGGGGAAGGCCAAGAAGAAGCAAUGGCCAAAUACAGCCAGAUGACAGAGCUCCCAGAAUCCUCCUCUGCAGCAUCACGGCCCCUGUGGCAGGCGGACCAAAAGACCGCCUUCCAGCCCGUGGAGGUGUGUGUGCGCUGCCUACGAGCCAUGAGGGACAGACUUCCCAGGGGUCUCUAUACUGUCAGAGUGGCACUUCACAGCCAUCUAGGGGGUCCAGCUCUGGCCUGGUGCAGUAAGAAAGGGCAGCACGUUUGGGCAGCGUUUACUGAGCCGACUGAGCAUCGGGGACGCUUCUACGACAUUGACCUCCACAUUAACCAGAGUCUGUUCAUGGUCUUACCUGCCACCUGUAAUAUCAUCCCUUCCAUGGUGCUGGUUUUCCAGCUGAUCACAGCACCGGGAGAUAGAAGUCACGUCAGCUGUGCGCUGGCCUGGGCAGCAUUUCCUGCUUGUGGGCCAAGUCUCGGUUUGAUCGAGGGCAGGUUCAAAACUCCACUGAUCAGGGGCGAGCCCAGCACACAGCUGGACCAGUUUAAAAAGAUUGAAGCCCUCAUCUCCUCUGAUCUCGACCACUGGCUGUGCAACCUGUAUUUUCAGGUAAAGAGACUCCCACCUGGAGCAUCGAGGGGACCAGAGCACUGCAUCACUCUAUCAAUCCCCUCUUCUAAACAACCUAUCAUUCCCCAAUCUGAGGUCCACCAGAACCAGCUGCCACUCCAGCCCAAGCCCCCAUCGCAGCACCAGCUCUGUCCUCAGCUUGUUCAUCCCCAGUCCCAACAGCAGGCCUGUACAGACCCCAGCUGCAGAGCGGGAGAUCCCACUGUGGUACAUUCUCACCGGGGGUCCCCUCUCAACCUGUCAGCUGAUUCUGCUUGCUCUUCCUCAUCUCUGCCAGGCAAGAAUUUCUCAUCAGGAGCCAUUUCUGGAAGCACCGGAGAGAAGAGUGAUCCAUGCAGGGAGAAAGCAGAGGGUGGGAAUCACUACAAGAAGAAGCCAAUCAAGAAGACAAAUAGCUGUGGCCCCAGCAUGAGCAGCAGAAGUGCACCGCCUCGGCACGCAGACAAACAGAAGAUGCAGCCUUCAAUGGAGAACCUCUCCACGGAGGAGAUGGAGGAGUAUACAUUCUCCCUACAAUCACAACUGACUGGACCUGGCUCCUGUCCUCCGUGUCUGUCUGACCGAGCCCGUCUGGCUCUCUCCAUGCUGCCAUCUGAGCUGGGCCUGCCGUUGCUGCGGCAACAACAACAACUGCAUAGUAGCUGGCAUGGCUCCGUUCAGCAGCUCGGCCUCAUUAUACUGCUGCUGGCUUUGAUGUGGUUUCUGAGGCUCUACCUGCAUUACUGCAGCCAGUGGCUCUACCUCCAGGCCAUAGCAGUUCCUGUCAACAAAUUCCACUUCCACGCACACACGGUGGACCUCGUGUACCAGAGUUCUUUACUCCACACCCGGGAGGAGCUGGCAAUGGUGGUGGUGGGUCCCCUGACCUUGAACGCAAUAACGUUCCUGCUGGUUCUGAUCAGAUGGGGCUGUCAACAGAUAUUUGGCUCACUCCCUUCCUUCACGUCAAAGUUUAUCAUGGCUCAGGGAGUGUGGACAGUCCUCGACCCCCUGGCAGUCUUUGCAGUGGACGCCAUCCUCGGGCGCCUCUCCUACAGCCCUGACACACCAGUGGGGGAUGCUGCCAAGCUUUAUUGGCACUUCUAUCAAGCUGACAAAUCAGGUGCAGCGGGGGUGAUCAUCACUCUCUUCCUCUAUGCCGUCCUUUUUCUCCUUUCCAUCACCAUCCUCUCCAUGUACCUGCUCAGACUCCACAAUGAUGGUCGCAUGCUGGAUGUCUUUCAGCGACUCACCGCGAAGGAGGGGGUGUACUUUCUGCCUCAAGACCUUGAGCUGUCCAAUCAGGAACUGAGCUACAUUGUCAAGAAAGCAGAGCAGUGGAGAGGGUUCAAUGGAGAGAGGCGCAAGGUGGCCGUGUAUGACUAUAUCUUAACAACGGAGGACCCCGUGUCAGACUCUGCAGCGCCCAGCGAUGAGUCCCAUAGGGAUGGCGCACACAUGCCAGAGGGUGAGACCAGCACCCAUGUGGCAGUCUACACACUACACCUCAGCGGGCUUAAACAAAUAUACAGGCACUUUCUUCGACAGUCAGAUGGAGCCAUCAUAGAGGUGAUGGGUGACAUAGAAGGCCUCGACAACGCAUCCAGCACGGUGCCCUGCCCGGCUCAGAGCUCUGACAAACAGAGGGAGGACAAAGGAGGCGACGCUCUCCAGCUACGGAAGCGAAAGAAACGAUUCUGGCGGUCCCAUCGUGUUGAGCCAGUAGGAGGAAACAGGUGUGACUCCAGUUUUGCACUACAAGACCUCAAUCAAUGACAUCAGGUGGAAGAGAGAAUAAACACUGAGUCCUCUUAUUGAUCAUUUAGCAAUACACUGCAGAAGUUAUGCAUUCUGAAUGUUACUUUUCCUGCUCUUUGUGUUAAAAUCAGCAUUUAUUAAUCUCCCAACAGCAGAGUUCCUGACAACAGCUCUCAUCACCUGUUUGUUUUUUAGUAGUUACAAAAAAUAUCCCCCUGUUCUGUGUAUUUGUGUAGUACUUCAAAUAACUGCAGUGAGAAAUGCACUGUACUUUUCACUCUUGAGACCCUGUGCAAGUAAACAUAAAUGGUGUAUGUGAACUGAUAAGCCAUCUGUGACCUAAUAAAGCAAAUAAAUACUUCACCACCACUUCUAAUGGGUACAGGUUGUUAAGUGCUGGGGACUGCCUCAACACAAUGAAAUAUGAAGAUUCUUAAAGUCACUAAUCAGAACACGAGUGAUAAAAUAUCAAUAUUGGCCCCACAUUAAGCAGGAUAAUAUUCAGGCCAGCUUGAUUUGUAUUGAAUAUGUGUCUGCUAGCCGGUGCUUAGUGUAAUGAAGUGGCUCACAAAUCAGACUGUAAUGGCCGCCUACUUACACAUAUUGCUUAAUUAAAGGUUGUGAGCUUAUUAGCAUGUGUCUCUGCACAGGGUGGAGGGAGAUGAGGAUCGGGACUGCUGUCAUUGAGGGCCAGGCUUUAAAGGUUUUAUAGAUAGCUAACCUAUCAUACUAAAGCCAUAGCACCCCCUGCCACCCCCCUAAAAUCGGAUCUUAAUAACCUGUCAUUUUCAUUGAUGAUGAUUCUCCUUUAUGGGCAGCCAUUAUAGAUCAACUUCAGGGUCUUGCUGAAUGGCCAUAGUGCCCGUUUGCGGCCCAUCAUUAUCGCGAACACACCUUACUU
This is a messenger RNA of Oreochromis aureus, 4304 nucleotides long. It is a transcript of the gene ofcc1, whose product is annotated as orofacial cleft 1 candidate 1. Gene Ontology annotation, cellular component: perinuclear region of cytoplasm. The record is from RefSeq and is a predicted model, not a curated record. The coding region runs from base 80 to 3421 and encodes 1113 amino acids. The transcript is spliced from 24 exons. Lineage: Eukaryota; Metazoa; Chordata; Actinopteri; Cichliformes; Cichlidae.